CCCUCCUCUCCUCUCCUCCCCCUUUGUUGCACUAUGAGCGACGAGGGACCGGCUGUGCUGGUGGCUGCCUUCCGGACUGAGCUGGGGGAGACACAGGUGCCGAGCGGGCCACGACCUGUGGCUGCCCCGUCGACCGAGAACGCUGUGGUGGCUGCUCAGGCGGUGGAUGUGGUCAUCGGACCGGGUAUGCUUCCCGGAUGGGAGGAUGGGCGACCGGUGGUGGCACGGACUGGCUUUAUACGUGGCGCUCGGGCUCCGUCAGUCGUCGCCCGGCCGCUGGCCACCGUGUCGGACGCCUGGAUGGUGGUGACGGUGGCGAAGGUCAAGGACAAGGCCUGCGGACUGGUAGCAGGUGCGCUCAAGAAGCCCAAGCUCCGCUGGGUCGCCGUCGUCAAGGAGCAUCUCUUUGUUCUUCGCGAUCUGGCUGACUACUACGCCAAGCAGUCACUCAAGCGCGCCGCCAAGAUCAUCCUCCCGCUCCGCGAGUGCGAGCUGCUGGAGGACGCUCCAGGCUCGAUUGACAAGGAGUAUGCCGACUGCAUGGAGGGUGCCGCCGUUGCCGAGGACGAGGCGUCUCGUAAGGCUGAGAUGGAGCGGAUGAACGCGGCCAUGGCGUCUACCACACCGCACGCCUCUGCCCGCCACCGCCCUCGCCGAUCCCGCCGCCGUGCACGCGGUGGCGACCGGCCCGAUACCCUCCCUGUCUCUCGCCACACUCACACCUUUGAGCUCCGCCGAGGCAACAAGGUCUUUGUCUUUGGCCUGCCGACCGACGCCCUGCGUCGCACCUGGGUUAAGGCCCUCCAUGUCAUCAUCACCAAGCCAUGACGCCCUCUACCCG
Molecule: messenger RNA, 841 nt
Organism: Thecamonas trahens ATCC 50062
Lineage: Eukaryota; Apusomonadida; Apusomonadidae
Exons: 1
Coding region: 34-828 (264 amino acids)
Source: RefSeq, a predicted model, not a curated record